UGAUCCCACAUACAGUCAGCCGUUGGUCCGCGGCCAUGACGACAGCAGCGAACGGAUCGUCAGCUUGACAGAUGUUCAUUCAGCACGAGCCUCUUCAUUCAAUGCCGAGCCAAAGAGGAGCAGAGCGGUCUGUGUUUGGACUAUUCACCGAGGCGGAGAGCUACACCAACUGAAACAUGUCAGCGGAGAAGGCUACGAGUCCCUGUAACAAAUUCCAAGCCAACAUCUUUAAUAAAAGUAAAUGCCAAAACUGCUUCAAGUCCCGGGGGCUGCAUCUGUUGAACGAGCAUGACAUGGAGCAGGCGAAACCCAUCUAUGGAGGCUGGCUCUGUUUGGCUCCUGAGGGGACAGAUUUUGACAACCCGAUGCAAAGGUCAAGGAAAUGGCAGCGACGCUUCUUUAUUCUGUAUGAACACGGCAGCCUGAGCUUCGCCUUGGAUGAACUGCCCAGCACUUUGCCACAGGGAACGGUGAACAUGAAUCUGUGUACAGACAUCACCGAUGCUGAGCACAGGACAGGCCAGAGAAACGCACUCUGCAUCGCCACACCAGAGCAGGAAAUAUUUAUCCGUGAUGACAAUAAAGAGAUUAUUAAUGGGUGGAGUGAACAACUCGGAGUCUAUUUACGGGCUAACAAGCAAAACCAGAAGAAAAAACGCAAAGUGGAACCUGUGGCCACCCUGGAGCCCAGUCCAGCAAAGAUGGCUGUGACUGAUACAAGUUUUCCAUCACCGAAGAGCUCUGCAGUGUCCAGCCAGUGGCAGGAGCUCCAGAGACCGGAUGUAACCCCAGUUUGGGCUGUCAAAGAUCCCCAGGGCCCAGAGCAGACCCCUUCAGGCAACGCGUCUGCCUACCUGUGCUCGGUCUCCAGGGACUCUUUGAGCAUUGACAGCUUUGGUAGCCCAGUCUUGGACUUGGUAGGAUAUGGAAACACCGACCCUGGCAGUAACAACCAGCUGGCUGAGUCUAAUAACAUCCAUACAUCAACAAACAACAAGAACCAGAGCCACGACAGAAGCAAUGACAGCACAGCAGAGAGGAUUCUGGGAUUGGUGGCCACCAAGAAAGAGCAGGGAGGGGGAACAGCCAUUUCAAGGAAGGGCAGGAGUGAAGCUCGUACCAACAAGCGAGAGAAACUGCAGUCGUGUGGAGACGUAGCCCAGCUCAGCGCUCCCCCUCCUCUGAGAAGAGCCAGAUCUCUGGACCGCAGGGCAUCAGACACCAUCAUGACGCCAGAUUUAUUAAACUUCAAGAAAGGCUGGAUGAUGAAAUUGGAUGGUGAAAAUGACCAGUGGAAGAAAUAUUGGUUUGUACUAUCGACUGACAAUCUGAGAUACUACAAGGACUCAGUGGCUGAGGAGGCUUCAGAUCUUGAAGGAGAAAUUGACCUAACAAAGUGUUAUAAUGUGUCUGAGUACCAGGUGCAGAGGAACUAUGGCUUUCAGAUCCAUACCCUGAAUGCUGUCUACACGUUGUCUGCCAUGACUGCAGGGAUACGAAAGAACUGGAUCCAGGCUCUGAUGAAAAAUGUACAGCCAGCCAGUGCCCCUGAUGUAGCCAGUUUACCUGGCUACCACCAUGUUCCCUGCAGCCCAGCUGAAGCUCUCCCCAAACCAGAUGUGACCCAGGACUCAUCCUCCACUGAUGUCACCGCAGAGAGAGACCCUCACCCCAAACCCAGGAGUGUGAUGGAGAGACGACGGGAAGGACGUUAUAAAACCUUUGACUGGUCUGGGUUUAGGUCUCAUAGCAAUCAGAAGAGGGAGACGGACCCACUGAGGACUAAACCUUCAUGCUUACUAGAGUUGGGUGACCCAGAGAGAAGGAAGAGGCGGGAGGAGAGGAGAAGGAGAUAUGAAAGUAUGCUGGGCUUCUCCUUGGGCAAGGAAGAGACUGGAGAUAAGACAUUGGACAGUGGUGUUAUAGCACUGAGUCCAGAGUCACAGCAGACAAUGGAAGAGGAGAUAGAAGAGCGCUGGAAGCAGGUGGAGAAGACUGUAUUCAGACUGGAGAGGACAGUUCCACUGUAUACCGAAGCCAGGCAUACUGUGGAAAUGGAGAAACUGCUGGACAGUUACAUGAAGGGGGUUGAGGAUUUGAAGGCUAAGCUGGCAGAGUCUGAGCAUCGCAGACUGGAGGUGGAAGCUCAGCUGAACACAGUGGGACAUCAGCAGCAGCAGCUGGACUCCUUGCUGUUCUGUUCUGAAGCAGAUUUUUGCCAGUGGGACACAAAUGAAAAGCCAUUGAACAGCCACACACAGAGCCUGAAAGAUGUGUCUGAAGAAACCAGAAAGCUCUUACAGCAGCAGAACAUUUUAAGACAGGACAUGUAUGAGCAGCUUGGCCUUUCGUCACCUUCAUUAGCACCUCAGACACCCAGUAUCUGGCUGCAUGAUAAAGAGGGCAAUUUCCAACAAGUAGGAGAUUUUCUUCCUGAGAGUAUAGCCACACCUUUAUUGUCACCUGCAUCAGACAGCCAACUGUCACAGAGUGAUGGACAAACUAUAGAACUAAAUUUGGAUGUUGCAACAAAUCCUGACCAGAAUCUGUUGGACUCUGACGACAGUCAGAUAUUUCCCACCUCAGAAACACAAAUAAAUAACAUGAAUGAAUAUGGUUUGAGUUCAUUCAUUCUGGAAAAGCCUACAGAAGGAGACAACAUCUCUCUCAGCUGUUGCGUAGAGCAGCACAUACCUCCAGACCAGGCAAUGGUGAGGAGGCUUUCACAAGAGGUGGAGCUGCUUACCAGCCAGAACGAGGCUCUCAACCAACGCAACCAGGAGAUGCUAAACCAACUGAUAGAGGCGGACCGUGAGAUAGAGCGGCUGAAAGCAGAGCUCAGCUGCAGGUACACUGAACCUCAUCAUCUACCAGAAGUGGAACAGCAGGGAAAGAUGAGGCUAGAAGAUCUGGAGAAGGAGCUGAGCUUGAGGAACCAGGAACUCCUGGAGGCCCAGAUGCUUAUCACCUCUCUGGGGGAAAAUCUGAGGGAGACGGAGGCAAUGCUGCAGCUGAACAUCCCAGCAGAAACAGGGAAGACAGGAGAGGAGAAAAGCCACUGUGCUGAGAAAACAGAGGCAUAUCUGCUGCAGUGUUUUCAGGCUACUCAGGCAAAACUGAUGGAGCUGGUGAGGCAGCUUGACCAAUCAGAGCUGACCUGCAGGGAGCUCCAGGCACAGAACUCAGAGCUGAAGCAAGCUGAGAAACUUUACCGUCAGAGAGCUGCAGAGGCAGAGGCUGACAUCAUGAGCCUGAAUCAGAAGUUAGAGGAGGGGAGCUUAAAAGAUAGAGAUGGAAACAGAGGUGUUUCUGGUGAAGAAAGGAUCCAGCAAGUGAUAGAGGGGAUAGUCAUGAGGUUGGAAGCUUUGGGAAAGCUGUUGGAUGUGAUUAACAGGUUGGAGUUUGGAAAAGAAAGUGAGCAUGAGGAGGAGGAGGAGCCUACAGUGGUGAGUCAGUUGAAAUGGGAGGAAGGUUUCUGGAGUUCACUGCUCAACGAACUCCGAACCAGCACUUCCCAAUCAAAUGAGGAGAAAGCUGUAGAAAAGCUUCUCAGUGAGGUGACAGAACAUAUGAUACUGGAGACACAAGUGCUGCUUUUAGGCCAUGGUCUACUUUCUCAGACAGGUGAUGGGGAAAAGAAUGAAUCUUUGAAAGAUAUGGAUGGUAAAUGGAACACUGCAAAUAUUCCAGCAACAGAAACCAAAAGGACAGAUGAAAGCAGGAUGCUUGAUUUCAGCAACCAGCUGUGUGAUAUUAAACAUUUUAGAGUGAUGACACAGAUGAAAAUUUCUUUGCUAAACUACGUCACCUCCUCUGUCGCCACCUCUGCAAAACUCCAGUUGAUGGCAGACACACUCAACGAUUUUCACAUUUCAGAGCAUCCUCGGUCUGGAUUCAUUCACUCUGCAGCCACUGAAGCACUAUACUGCUGUCAUCUAAGCAGGCUUCAGUCAAAGUUUGUGAGGGAGCAUGAAGAAAUCAAACAGAAACUCCUCACUUCUCCUCUCAACUGCAGCAGCUGUGUCAAACUGUUGGAAGAAAACAGGGAGCUAAAAAUAAGAUUGCAACAAGCGUCCUCACGAGGCGAUGAGGUGAACACCUGUUGCCAGACAGACGAAACUUACCGGCAGGAUCAAGAGUCACAGACAACGGAGAGUACUGCAGGUGAAAUUAGGGAAGAAAAGGUGCAAGAGACGCAUAAAACACCAGAUGACUGUAUGGAAAUUGCACUUUCAGGUGUUGAAGUUCAGCUGGGAAUGCAGGAGAUCUCAGAUGAAAACACAGACAAAAGUGAUGAAACCCACAAGGAAACAGUUCCAGGUGAGGAGCUGGAUCAGGUUUCAGCACUGAGAAGAAGAGCGAAUGAGCUGGAGGAGCUGAUGUCUGUCAUAACCGAGGAGAUGAAAGAAGAGUUUGAUGGGCAAAUGAGUUCUGUGAAAAUGCAGCAUGAGAAGGAAAUGGAAAAGCUGAAGGCCUCAUGUGAGCAGGGGUUUGCCUCCGUGCAGGAAUCUCACCUGAAGGUGGUGGAGGAGCUGCAGUAUCAACACCAGAAGGAGGUGGAGCGCCUCCUGGUGGAGAGAGACCUAUUACUGGAAGAGGAAACCACUGCUACUGCAACUGCAAUUGAAGCCAUCAAUCACGCUCACCGCCUGGAGCUGCAGAGGGAGUUGCAGAAGAGAUGUCAGUCACAAAACAGCAGUGGAAACGCACACCUGGAAGACCUGUACAGACAACACAGUGAGGAGAUGGAGUCCUGCCAGCGGGAGCUUGAUGUUUUGUCACAGCAGUUCUCCCUCAAGUGUCUGGAGAACAGGCAUCUUGUCCAGGCUCUGGAUGCUGAGAGGAAGGCCUUGUGUCAGUGCCAGCAGGAAAACCAGGACCUGAGGACCAGGAACCAGGAGUUGAGUGGUCACCUCGCAGCAGAGAUCACCAGACUUUGUUCUCUGGCCAAACAGCACGAGCUGCCACUCAGCCAAGGAAUGGAUGCCUAUGAGCUGGAGAUUACUCUGCGAGUGAAAGAGUCUGAGGUGCAGUGUCUGAAGCAGGAGAUCACAUCUCUGAAGGAUGAACUGCAGUCAGCACAAAGGGACAAGAGAAACACAACAAAGAAAUAUAAGGACAUGUACACUGAGCUGAGCAUCAUGAGGGCCAGAGCUGAGAGAGAGCUGGAUGAGAUGAGAGAAAAUCUGAGGCUGGCUCAUCAGGCUUUGGGACAAGCCACACUGUGAAUUCUCUGUUUUGAUUACAUUGCAGUUGUACUUUACCUUAAGUAUUACCCUCAAGAACUUAGUUUAAAACAAGAAAAUAUUUCCUUUAACAUGUCAUUGUCUUACUGUAUAUGAUAAAUCUACUCACUUCCCACUCCUUUUUAUUGGCUUUGCUCUCUUCUGUGAAUGUGAACAUUGUUAUAGUAUUAUAAUAUUUGUGUUUGCCAAAUAUUGUCAUAAAAAUGAGCAGUUACUUUGUCUUGUAUUUAUUUUAUUUGUACAGCCAUAUGGUUACUGUAUUGUACUGGGGAUAUUCUGUGUUUUAUCAGAUAUAUAGGCUGGUCUUUUC
Messenger RNA from Monopterus albus (swamp eel), 5556 nucleotides. RefSeq names its product myosin phosphatase Rho-interacting protein-like. The coding region runs from base 177 to 5228 and encodes 1683 amino acids. Gene Ontology annotation, cellular component: actin cytoskeleton. The transcript has 22 exons. Gene Ontology annotation, molecular function: actin filament binding. The record is from RefSeq and is a predicted model, not a curated record. NCBI's taxonomy places the organism in Eukaryota, Metazoa, Chordata, Actinopteri, Synbranchiformes, Synbranchidae.